AGUUUGAUGAAAGUGAUGGAUCAAUGUUUGAUCUUGGUAUUUACGACGUUAACGGUGAUUGUUCUUGUGAACAAUAUGCUUAUAAGAAACCAAUUAAAGAAAAUCCUAAAGACAAAACGGCAUUAUUUGAAAUAGAAGAAUAUGAAAUAUUUCAAGUUGUAGAAAAAUCUUAG
Scutellospora calospora is the source of this 173-nucleotide messenger RNA. The record is from the annotation of a GenBank genome assembly. Lineage: Eukaryota; Fungi; Glomeromycota; Glomeromycetes; Diversisporales; Gigasporaceae.